GUGGUUAAGGCGCUGUGUUUAGGCAACCUGUACUUGUACAGAAGCAUAAACCGCAGUUCGAAAGAGCGUGGGUUCAAGUCCCACUCCAGUCAAUGGCGCUUAUUCUUUUGUUUUUUGGAGGUCGCCGGGCAUGUGGGGAGGUCGGAGAUGUGGUUUUGUAGGCCAGGGUGAGCUACUGUGGGGGUUCCGCGGGCCAACCUAGCACACACGUACUACGAGCUCCUAGGCGCCGAACUCUUCUUUUACUUAAAGUACGAAGAAACUUCCCAACGCGAGACUGGAUUGGGGGAGAAGCGAGUACAGACGUGCGCAGCGAAUGCGCAGCUUGUAAACCAUCACUGUCCGAUCAUACGCAGCCUACGUUUGCACACCUCGCUAAACGCAUCAGCUACAACUCCUCCAGCCUCCCGCACAGCGAUCUAAACCCUUCUACCGCGUUGUAAAAGCGCAAGAGAAAAGACCAUGUCGUCGCAGCAAGACGACCUCCUCGCCUCGUCCUCGUUGCGCAACGCGCUGGCCACCUUCGGCCCCUCCAGUGCGCAGUACAUCGGCAUCAAGUACGUGGUCGACGAGCACAUGGCCAAAGCCGCGCUGCAGAGUCUGAGCUUAGGGCCGCAGCAGGGAGAGGAGGUGCAGGGCCGGGAGGGCAGUGGACAGAGAAUGAAUCUGGCGUUUCGACCGAGAGAAAAUUGAGUGGGCUGGUUUGGGCAUUGCUGGUCCGAUUUAUUGAUCGAGAUGAGAGAUGAGGAAUGGAUUGCAUUGAGGAGUGGGUUCGGGUGAGUGAGGAUGUGUUGGGCGUUAGGGAGAGCGGGGAGCCGUUGAGCACGACGCGAGUGAGGAGAAUUCUCAGAACGAUAUGGGUUACUGAGAUGAACAUCGCAUUGACGACAUGUAGGUAGUCGUGACAAAAGGUGACUGAGCUACGCGCAGAGACUCUCCAAGCGCAUUGCCCACCAUAGGAUGACUUGGCCCACACUGAGUCUUCAGGUCUACUACGAUCACGACAAGCUCACCCAAAACAAUCACAAAUGGGAAUCCUCGACGGAC
Paraphaeosphaeria sporulosa is the source of this 1047-nucleotide messenger RNA. RefSeq lists its product as uncharacterized. The record is from RefSeq and is a predicted model, not a curated record. NCBI's taxonomy places the organism in Eukaryota, Fungi, Ascomycota, Dothideomycetes, Pleosporales, Didymosphaeriaceae. The transcript has 2 exons. Bases 463 to 693 code for a protein of 76 amino acids.